Messenger RNA from Spodoptera litura, 933 nucleotides. RefSeq lists its product as uncharacterized. NCBI's taxonomy places the organism in Eukaryota, Metazoa, Arthropoda, Insecta, Lepidoptera, Noctuidae. The record is from RefSeq and is a predicted model, not a curated record.
AUGAAGACCUGUGCCCUUUGCAAUAUUGGUUUCUCGGAUGGUGUGCAGUGUGCGGCAUGUAAAGGAUACCUCGACUUCGGCUGUGCUGGUAUCAGCGAAAAUGGUUGGAGAAGAUUGGGCUCUGACAGAAGAUCCACGUGGAAGUGUCCGGCGUGCAGGAUAUCGUCCCCAUCUCCAUCCCCGGCACUCACACCGGAACCUGUCUCCAUUGAAACUGUCCUUCACGAGAUUCGGGACAUUAAAGCUCAAUUAAUAAAUCUACCGUGUCUCUUGGAAAGCAUUAAAACUAUGAAGGAGGAGCUCAACAGCCUAAAGGUUAGCCACGACUUCAACAGCGGGCAGCUGCAGGAUUUCUCCACUAGGUUGACUGGACUUGAAACGAGGAUGGUAACUCUAGAGCGCCUCCAGGAUUCGGUUCAAUCAUUGCAGUCUGAUGUCGACACCAUCAAAUCGGAACAAGCUGCUUCCGACCAAAGGUCUAGACUGAACAAUAUAGAAAUUAAGGGUAUUCCUCUCAGGAAGGACGAAAAUCUUUUCUCCAUUUUGGACAAGGUUAGUGAUGGGGUGAAAUUUGCACUUCCUCGAACUCAGAUCAACUACAUAUCACGAGUACCUACAUACAACUCCAGGGAGAAAUCGAUAAUUGUCGGAUUCUUGAACAGGUAUGUUAAGGAGGACUUCGUCGCUGCUGCUCGGUUGUGCAGAGAUUUAUCUACCCGGGACCUGGGUUUCGAUGGGCCCUCGAAUCGCAUAUUCGUCAAUGACCACCUUAAUUCUGGGUCCAAGAAACUGUUAAACAAAACUAGACUAUUGGCCAAGGAGAGGGAUUUCAGAUAUGUCUGGGUUAAACAUAGUAAAAUUCAUGUUAGAAGGCAGGAUGGGUCCCCAGUAAUAAUCAUUAGUAGUGAGAGGGAUUUAAACAAAUUAAACUAA